GCCUCGCCGCGAUUCUGUAGCCUCUAGCAGGCCCGUAUGGAGAACAAACUUUGCUCGCUAUAAGAGCUUGGGUGAAUCUGACCUUUCGGAAUCCCUGAUAUUGGAGCGAGCUUCUAUCCCCAAUGCGUUUUCUGCCCCUGCACAGAUUGAUUCGACGCCAUUACCCAAGAUACCCAUGAUAGUAUUGUCGAUUGUUGUCUUGGGAGAAUUUUUGAGCGCGAACGUGUCUACUCCUUUCCUGGUCGAUAUGGUAAAAACAUUCAACCUUGGAGACACAGCUGAAUUAGGUUCCUUCACUGGAAUCAUUGUUGCGGCAUUUUUCGUAACACAAUUCGUAACGUCGUUGCUGUGGGCUACUAUUGCCCAAAAACAUGGGAAUCGCGCUGUCCUUUUUAUUUCACUUCUUGGGAAUGCUAUAACAUGUGCUCUUUUUGGGACGUGCAAGUCUUUCCCAGAGGCCGUCGUGGUAAGAUUGAUUCAAGGCGUCUUCAACGGCGCUGUUGGAGUCGCUCGCAGUUGCGUCGUCAAUGUUGCCGACUUCACAAAUGAGUCUCGUGCAUAUGCGAUUAUGGGAUUUAGCUGGGGUUUGGGUGGUGUUGCUGGUGCAAUCAUCGGUGGCGCGUUUGAAUCACCUUCAAAGACGUGGCCCACCUCUUUCGGGCGCAUCCCGUUGUUUCAAAAAUACCCUUAUCUCCUUCCUCCACUGAUUGCCUCAUCGGUGUUGUUGACUGGAGCCAUUCUUUGUCUCUUUCUUGGUUGGGACGGUGGGCCGCGUGAGGGUGGCAUUCGGCUGCCGGAGAAAGACACCGACAAUGCAACACCCGCGCAGAUUGACCUUGGUCGGCAAUCGCUCAUCGAAGAGGGUCGCGCUGUCCCUAAACCGGUGGAACAACUGAAGAGUGUUAAGCGGAAGAUAUCGAGUUAUUUCGCAAAUCGAGUCAAAGAAGCGUAUGCUAAUCGAAGUGAAUCGCCUAGGAGAGAUUCGUUGGUGCCGGGAGCAGGCCCAUCUUCUCCUGCUUCUCCCAUGGCUAUCCGCUCAGCCAGAUUGUCUCGUACAGCUGGAUCGGCAUAUGGUCACCGGAGUCGACUGAGCAGUCGUCCAACAUUCUCCAGCAUUGCGGGAAAUGAGGCUCGACGAGGUAGCCUUGCAAGUACUGCAAUGAAUCGCACCAUCUUCACUGAAACUGAUGCGCCCCGCGAGGAUCUCAACUUUGCGCAGAGGCUAAUCAUGGCCAAUGAAUUGAAUGCCACGUCGAUGACCAGUUUAUGGGUCGCUGCUGCUGCAACUGCGGACAAUGAGGAUCCAUUCAUUGGCUCUGACGACGAGAUGUCAGAUGCUGGGACAGAAGAUUCGGAUGGAGCAGCAUCGAACUUCCCUAGUCGAUUCAGCACCAUAGAGUCAGCUUCACAGUAUCGCUGGACGCCCCAUGGUCCUACAGGAUCCCCUUUGGGACCCAGGCGAAGUAUCACUCAAGGUCUCACAUCACCAUACCCUGGUUCCCGAAGGACUUCCUACAGUCGUGGAGGAAUUGUAGGCGGCGGGAGAACCUCGUUUGGUAGCUCACCGCCACAUGGAGCAGACCGACAAAUGGCAACAGCUCCCCAUCUGGUUAUGCCAGCUAUAUACUCCAAUACUGGCCUCAGGACCCCUCCUGCACUUCUGGAAUUCACCGAGCACACGUAUCCAGCUAUUGGAGACCCUUUCAAUGAGAGUCUGACUCCAAUCACGGAAAGAUCUGCGUCGGAAUCCAGUCAGCGAUCGAAUCAGUCAGCACCCGACAUUCAGUCAAACCGCGAUGUUCAGUCAACACACGAUGUUCAAUCGACAGUCGAAAAAUCAGAAAACCUGUGGUCGCUCCUGCCUCUGUUCAUUAUUUUCCAAUACUUCGUCCUCGCCAUCCAUACCACUAGCCAUGAUCAGGUUUUCCUGAUGUAUCUUACUUCGGAUUACGCCAAAGGAGGACUUGGGCUAAGUCCUGGACAUUUUGCAAUUCUCAUCGGCCUUAUGUGCGGCGCACAAAUCAUUUAUCAGUUCUAUUUGUAUCCAAACAUUGGCCCUCCUAGGGGAAAGUACUCUCAUCUUGCGAUGUUCAGGAUCGGAACCGCUCUCUUUAUACCCGGGUACCUCACUGUCGUUCUUUACCGCCGGCUAACCAACGGCAGUUCUGACGGUAAUAACUUGAUCAUGAUUUUAUUGUUGAUAAGCACUGCUGUCCGCUAUGCUGGCUCAACUUUUGCAUUUACGUCCGCAGCCGUACUUCUGAAUUAUUUAUCUGCCCCAAGCGUCAUCGGGUUUGCGAACGGCUUAGCACAAUCUCUUGCUUCUUUGGCCAGAGUGUUGGGACCGCUACUAGGAGGAUGGGUUUGGUCGGAAAGCACAUCGCAUGACCCCAACGGCUAUGGUUUCGGGUUUUAUAUGUGCUCAGCAUUGUGUGCCGUUGCAAUUUUCCUCAGCUUCUUCAUCCGCUAGACCCAAACAGUAAUGUGUUCACUGCACGAACACCCUAUUUCAUCCUGUAUUCCAUUGAGUUUCGGUGGUUUGUGGUUUGUUGCGUUGUUUGGAACCCAAAUGUGCAUAUUCUUCUCUUCUUGGAUGAUUGUGGAUUGCCCCAAAACUCUUCAUUUUUAAUGUCUACGAUGCUCAAACCCAAUAUGUCGUUGCUGAGACUAGGUGAGUGUUGGGUGGCGUCGGGAAAGUGAACGGUAGGAAAUCCACUUGAAGCAGUCGGGGACUCGGGCCGAAACUCUCUGCGAAACGUUCUGAAAAGUCAUGAUAGAAGCUAGGUAAUGUUGACAUAAUAGGUCGGGGAUAUUGGAAAUACAAGGAAU
Molecule: messenger RNA, 2829 nt
Organism: Cantharellus anzutake
Lineage: Eukaryota; Fungi; Basidiomycota; Agaricomycetes; Cantharellales; Hydnaceae
Product: major facilitator superfamily domain-containing protein
Exons: 20
Coding region: 176-2470 (764 amino acids)
Biological process (GO): transmembrane transport
Cellular component (GO): brush border membrane
Molecular function (GO): transmembrane transporter activity
Source: RefSeq, a predicted model, not a curated record